CGUGUCUUUUCUUCGAUCGUUUGGAAUUUUUCAAAAAUAAAUAUUACGCUUAAAUGGGGAGUUCAAAGACUAUAACAGAUCUUACACAUUAUGAAUUAUUCCACAUACUGGACCUAAUGAUGCAGAACUGUGAAAUGGCGAAUAGCAAGGAAACUGUGGCCCCCAUCAAGUAUGCUGAUAUCUUUAAUUUUGCUGCCACCUGCAAGAGAUUUCGACGUGUGGUUUGGGACUGGUCGAGACUAAUGUACGACCGCUUAGAGAUCAAUCUUCUGCAUGUAAACGGCCACAAAAAGAUAACAGUCAAGUUUAUUGAAAUUCUAAAAGCCUUAAAGAGAGCCACUGACAAAAAUAAAGACCAUUACAUGGACAUAUAUAUAAAGGCACUGAUGGAGAAUCCCAUGCUUAAGACCGUUGAGCUGAGCUAUGACACCAAGGAGUACAAUGCGGAAUUUAAUAGAAUAUUCGAUGAAAUUAUGAUGGGACUGCAGGGCAGGGGUAGCCGCGUUAUGCUGGAUCCAGAUAAGAAGCCCAAAUUCAAGGAGGUCAUUAUGGAUAUAUCAGGCAAAUUCCUACGAUAUAAUCAUUUUAUAAACGGCCUUCAGUUCUUUCGGAAUAUUUCUAAGCUGAGGCUAAAGGGAAAUUUCAAUAUGUUUGACCUGGAAGAGUUCUGCUCUAACAAUCCCACACUAACCUCCUUGGAAGUGAAUGUUAAUCGGUUCACCGACCACGGCAAGCUAACCCAAAUCGUUCGUCAUUGCCCCAACUUGAAGCAGCUGAAGUUCAUGCAAUCGGAUAUAUUACAUAAUGAAUUUGCCAGAGAUAAUAUCUAUGUCGGACUGGCACUUUUGGAUAAGCUACAGCAAUUGGAGAUUGUCAAGCCAGAGAAAGAACUUUUCCUUUUCCAUGAUACACCACAGCCAAUGGAAAUGGAUGUGGACUAUCAACCGAAAAGAUCCAAAAUGGACUCAGAAUACGAGUCGGUUGUUGGAGGAGACUCAAGUUCUGAGAAAAAUACGCCCAUCCUUCAGCUUCUCAGGGCUCUUGGUGAAAAACCAAAAUCAAAACUCAUGCGAUUGUGCCUUAAGUUUGAUAUUGAUGAUGAAAUGGCAGAGGUUAUUACGAAAAUCAAAGGUCUUAGGACAUUGGAGUGCGGAUUUUGCGAUCCCAAGAGCAUUAGACACCUCUUGGACAACCAAACACUGAAUCGAUUGACCAUUCGUAAUAACGGUCACCUAGUAACCGAUGCCAUUGCAGAAUUACUAAGAAAACACGUCAAAGUUUCCAGUUUUGAUUCCGAAAUGCUCUUCACUGCCAAGGGAACCCUGGAUAUUUCCACUAGGGAUCCCGAAAUGUAUCGUUCGGUUAGCUUUGAACCUUUUUUGAAAUUCGAAGGCCUUAAAAGUCUGGGUCUGUCCAAUGAAAUGAUCGUGUCAAUGGAAACGACAUUACAUCUGUUCUUGGAGCUGGGUGUGAAGAUCAAAAGUAAUGCUUGCACCAUGGACCUGGAUCGGGAAACGCGUAACUUGCAAAUUUUGUAUAGCCAUGACUAUGCAUAUGAUGAACUGCCACUACCUUUGGUGAAAAAUCUGAAAUCGUUUACGUUUCUAUGUAUAAACAUGCCGACUCCCCAGCUCUUUUACUAUCUCGUUGCUCUGAACUUGAACACCCUGAAUGAGAUUUAUAUCAGCACACCAUAUACGUUAUUUGAAGUUGAUGAUGACAAAUACCUCAAUAAAUCCGCUGCCGAAGCUUUGGCCAGCCUGAAGUUUUUGAGGAAAAUCUCAUGCGGAUUUCAGAAAUUGAUAUAUAUUAAGCCUCUGGCUAAGCUAGAAUACUUGGAAGAUAUUGAGAUAUUUUCCCAGCACCGUCCCAGUUAUGUUUCCUAUCCGAAAUGCCUGGGACCAUUGCUAAAGAGCUGUCGUAAGCUGAGUUCGUUGGCAGUGAAUGUUCCUGUCAAUGAAAUUACCAAGAAAUAUUUAGAUGGAAUUCAAACUAUGGUUUUGAUGAACAGAGAUGCAGAUAUGCAGGAGGACUUGGAUAUGACCAUAGGCUUGAAAUGCAUUCCUAACAGAUCAGUACCACAGAUGUGUAUCUCUCCAAACUUAAGUAACAAACAGCUUCUUCUAAUCUCAAGACCUUUUGAACUCAUGCAGCUGACAGUAAAAUACAUUGAAAACGAACAUUGUUUUGAUUAGUUUGUAGAGAAUUUUUAUUUGAUUUUAUUAAAACGCUUACUUAGGCUCAUAAAUCAUUUUUCAAUCCCUUUGUGUAAGCAACUUGUAAGUGCCAUAAAUUUUGGUUGAUAACGAACUUAGUCGGCAAUUAAAUAAAUUCAAUUUGCACCUGCCUGGCCUACAUGCCUGGAUGAAAUUAAAUAAAUUAAACAUAUAUACGAGUACCUCCUACACUGGCAGGCAUUUUCCUGUCACACCGGAAAAAGACAAGUAUUUACUUUACAAGUAAGUUUGCAUUUUGAUUAAAAUCAACAAGAUUCUGGCUUGUACUUGCCGAGAAGCUGCACUUUCACCACCCAA
This is a messenger RNA of Drosophila eugracilis, 2534 nucleotides long. RefSeq lists its product as uncharacterized. NCBI's taxonomy places the organism in Eukaryota, Metazoa, Arthropoda, Insecta, Diptera, Drosophilidae. Bases 54 to 2195 code for a protein of 713 amino acids. The record is from RefSeq and is a predicted model, not a curated record. The transcript has 4 exons.